This is a messenger RNA of Sapajus apella (tufted capuchin), 1167 nucleotides long. Its product is annotated as TIP41-like protein. Lineage: Eukaryota; Metazoa; Chordata; Mammalia; Primates; Cebidae. The record is from RefSeq and is a predicted model, not a curated record. Bases 132 to 950 code for a protein of 272 amino acids. Gene Ontology annotation, biological process: TOR signaling. Gene Ontology annotation, cellular component: cytosol. The transcript has a single exon.
GCGGGGCCGGGCAUGGUAACGGCUGGAAAGCACAGGAGGCUGGACCGGAGGGAGGCGGAGGAACCGGUGUCCGCCGCCGCCGCCGCUGCUCCAGCCUAUUCCUUGUGGCCACUGUGGGUCCUGCCUCAGCCAUGAUGAUCCACGGCUUCCAGAGUAGCCACCGGGAUUUCUGCUUCGGGCCCUGGAAGCUGACGGCGUCCAAGACCCACAUCAUGAAGUCGGCGGAUGUGGAGAAAUUAGCCGAUGAAUUACAUAUGCCAUCUCUCCCUGAAAUGAUGUUUGGAGACAACGUUUUAAGAAUCCAGCAUGGCUCUGGCUUUGGAAUUGAGUUCAAUGCUACAGAUGCAUUAAGAUGUGUAAACAACUACCAGGGAAUGCUUAAAGUAGCCUGUGCUGAAGAGUGGCAAGAAAGCAGGACGGAGGGUGAACACUCCAAAGAGGUUAUUAAACCAUACGAUUGGACCUAUACAACAGAUUAUAAGGGAACCUUACUUGGAGAAUCUCUUAAGUUAAAGGUUGUACCUACAACAGAUCAUAUAGAUACAGAAAAAUUGAAAGCAAGAGAACAGAUUAAGUUUUUUGAAGAAGUUCUCCUUUUUGAGGAUGAACUUCAUGAUCAUGGAGUUUCAAGCCUGAGUGUGAAGAUUAGAGUAAUGCCUUCUAGCUUUUUCCUGCUAUUGAGGUUUUUCUUGAGAAUUGAUGGAGUACUUAUUAGAAUGAAUGACACGAGACUUUACCAUGAGGCUGACAAGACCUACAUGUUACGAGAAUAUACAUCACGAGAAAGCAAAAUUUCUAAUUUGAUGCAUGUUUCACCUUCCCUCUUCACGGAACCUAAUGAAAUAUCCCAGUAUUUACCAAUAAAGGAAGCAGUUUGUGAGAAGCUAAUAUUUCCAGAAAGAAUUGAUUCUAACCCAGCAGACUCAAAAGAAAGUACACAAUUGGAAUAGAUAAUAUGCUCACUGUAGAAUCUGACUGGACACCUUGACUAUUUCUGGUAAAAGAUGGGCAGAACGAGUAUGCCUCUGAAAAUUUUAUUGGUUUAUUCUUGUGGAGAAUACCGAGAAAAUGUGUAUUUGCCCAUUGCUAAAUAUGAAAUAUGCCAUUUUAUAUUUAUUUGUCCCAAGUGUCUUUUUGUAAGAGGAGAAUAAACAAGGAGUUACUGAU